AUGUCGAAUGAUCAAACCGAAACAUUAGAAGAACGUUUAGAUAGACGACGUCGUUUGCAUAAAAGAAGAUUUCUAGAUAAUAGAACUUCUGUUGAUGAAUCAGAAAUAAAAUUAAUUAAUCGUAGUCCAAAAACAACACAAUCACUUGAUCGUCAAUCAAGUAAACGUAUAAUUCCAACAACGUUUAUUAAUCAACAUAAAAAAUCUUUACCAAUCAUUGAAAAUUCAUAUUCAAAAUUAAAUCAUAUAUUAUCUAGUAAUCAAAAUAAUUCAACUGCUCUCCGACCACAAUUAUCCAAAAAUCAAUUUUUUGAUGCUGAAAAUGAGAAACAAGUUUCAUCAAAAUCUCUUUCCAUUCAUGAACAGCAACAAAAUGCAAAACUUAUUAUUAACAAAAACACAAUUUCAUCCGUACCAUCAUCAGUGAUCUCUUCUACAACUAACGCAAAGCCUAUUCCCAUUCAACAAGAUAUUGGCGUAAAUUCUUCUCCAUCUCAUGAUGAAAAAUCUGUGAUUACUAAAGAAAAUCCUUCAUCCAUAUUUCUUCCAAUGGUUCCUCUUACAAAUACCAAAAAAUCUAAUUCGAUUGUACAAGAAAGUCAUGAAAAUCCUACUUCAAAUUCAAUGAAAGAGCUUUCUCAUACGUCAUUCGAUUAUCCAGUGCGUCAUUUACGAUCCAAUACCGAUAGUCAACAAUAUUUGAAUUUUACUGCAUUGAAUUCAAAGCCUAUUUCACGUACUAAAUCAGAACAAAUUCUAUUAAUAAAUAAAUCAAAACAACAACCAUAUGAUUCAAAAUUUAGUAAACUAAAUUUAUUAGCACUUUCAUAUGUAUUUAAUAGACGUAUGGUUAAUGUUGAAUUAGCACCUACAUCACCAUUUAAUAAUGAACAAUCACAACGUAAAACGGUUUGGGAUUGA
This is a messenger RNA of Rotaria sp. Silwood1, 921 nucleotides long. The record is from the annotation of a GenBank genome assembly. NCBI's taxonomy places the organism in Eukaryota, Metazoa, Rotifera, Eurotatoria, Philodinida, Philodinidae.